UGAUGAUCGCGACAGCUAGACUGCUCAUAUAUAAGCCGCGCACGCUCUUCUCUUCUAGUUUGAGUGUCAUUCUAGUGCUCUUCGCGGAAUCUAUUUUAGUAUAAAUCGUGUUCGUCGAUUGCUGUAACGACAUCUGCUUUUUUAACAUGGCCAAAGACAAUCUCACAGCUAUUCUCUAUGGUAUCAACGAUAUAAGACUGGAACAAACUCCGAUCGAGGAACCUGCCGAAGAUGAGGUACUCUUGCAAAUGGGUUGCGUUGGAAUUUGUGGUUCCGAUGUUCAUUAUUUGGUAAAUGGUAGAAUAGGUGACUUUGUAGUGCGGGAACCUAUGAUAAUAGGUCACGAAUCUUCCGGAGUGGUUGUCAAACUUGGAAAGAAUGUAAAAAAUUUGAAGGUCGGUGAUCGAGUAGCCAUUGAACCCGGGGUAUCCUGUAGAAUGUGCAAAUUUUGUAAAGGAGGACGUUACAAUUUAUGCAAAGAGAUGGUAUUUUGCGCUACUCCUCCGGUACAUGGCAGUUUAAGACGUUUCUACAAGCACGCUGCUGAUUUUUGUUUCAAAUUACCAGACAAUGUGACGUUAGCGGAAGGAGCAUUACUGGAGCCUUUAUCAGUCGGUGUACACGCUUGUAAGCGCGCGAACAUUGGUAUCGGUUCGAAAGUUUUGAUUUUGGGAGCCGGACCGAUCGGUCUAGUAUCGUUAUUGGUAGCGAAAGCUAUGGGAGCCAGUAAAGUCGUUAUUAUGGUUACGGAACGAUCUGCUUUAGAUCUCUCACAAAAUAGAUUAGAUCUUGCAAAGAAACUUGGUGCUGAUGCAAUAUUAUUAACGACAAAGGAGGAUAAAGAGUCCAAAACUGCAGAGAAAGUUAUCGAGCUCUUGGGUGAAGAACCUGACGCGACGAUUGAUGCGUGUGGGGCACAGUCUAUGAUACGAUUGGCGAUUCUCGUGACCAAAUCGGGUGGAGUGGCAGUUUUAGUAGGAAUGGGAGCACCGGAGGUUCAAAUUCCGUUGAUGAACGCACUUGUAAGAGAAGUUGACAUUAGAGGUGUAUUUCGAUACGCAAACGAUUAUGGCGAUGCGCUGGAUCUCUUGACCUCUAAAAAAAUUGAUGUGAAACCACUGAUAACUCAUAAUUAUAAGUUAGAGGAAACCGUUCAAGCUUUUGAAACAUCCAAAUCUGGACAAGAUAAUGUCGUUAAGGUUAUGAUACAUUGUAACUAGGAAAGUAAAUGACGAAUCAAAGGAAAUUAUUUCUUAACAUCACGAGCUGCAAUAACCGUAAAACAUGCCCGUAAGAAAUUGAAAAAUAGGUGAUAUUGUUAAUAUUAAGGCAGUAGUAAGUCUUUUAUACGGAAUUGUUAUCGGUAGGACAAUGGGAUUAUUGACAAAACAUAAAUGAAAUGUAUGCUUUUUGAAUUUCUGAAGCUAAUGAUAAUUAGUUUUCGCUGAUUGUUCGUAUUUAGUCAUGCUCUGUAUAUACAUGUAUCUAGGUACAUUUUUUAAUUAAAUGACAUAUGUACAUAUAUAUAAUCAUAUACGUUAUGCGAAAGGGGCAUUACGCUGUACGCGGCUGACACGCGUAGAUACGAAUAUUCCCUCCUCAUCGAUGUAUUUUAAGUAUUUUAACAUUUAACGAUCGAUGUAUCUAUAUGAUAGAAAAUUAUCGUUAUUUUUAUUAGAAUUAUCAUCAUUCAAAUGCCUGUUUAUUAGUAUUUUUGCUAUUGUUAUUAAAAAAAUAGCUGUACGUGUAGCCAUUGACAAAAAUUGGAAUUUUUACGUUUAAAAUCAAUCAUACGAUCGUUUGUUUCGUUCGAUUCAAAUGUAUCUAUAUGCGAUUAACAUUUUAUUGUAAAUCUAAAUAUAUCGCAAAUAAAGUUUCCGAAAUACGUCUAUAUGCCUAAUAUAGAGCGUAGUAUACGCGCAAACAGAUAAACAUUUUUGUAAAUAGUUGAAAAAGAACAAAAUUCCAUUACACUGUGUCUGCUAACAAUCGUUUAUUUUCAACGAUAUUGACAAUUUUAUCUUCUUUCGUGUUUUGUAUCGUAUUAAAUAAAUGAAAUUCACGUAUA
This is a messenger RNA of Bombus huntii, 2068 nucleotides long. RefSeq names its product sorbitol dehydrogenase-like. The transcript is spliced from 8 exons. The record is from RefSeq and is a predicted model, not a curated record. Bases 147 to 1220 code for a protein of 357 amino acids. Gene Ontology annotation, biological process: D-sorbitol catabolic process. Gene Ontology annotation, molecular function: zinc ion binding; L-iditol 2-dehydrogenase (NAD+) activity. Lineage: Eukaryota; Metazoa; Arthropoda; Insecta; Hymenoptera; Apidae.